AUCAAAUGGAGAACCAAAAUCCACAAUCAUUAUCAAGGGCUGAUCGUGCUGCAACUUGGAGACGACAAAGUUUGUUGUCUCGUCAAAAUAGCGGUUUACAACAAGCUACUGGUUAUAAACAACAAUCUAUCGACAGAUGGUUGUGUACUACAGAAAGGGACAUGCCUAUCAUUCAAGAACCCACUUUUAAUCCCUUUGCUGGUCCUAGCCAACCAUUCAGAAAUGAACAACCACAAAUACAGCAACAAGACAUGAGGCGCUACCAUCCUUAUGCAGGAUUUAACCUUCCUUCUCCAGGUCUACAUUCAUCUCAACUUGGUAUUCCUGGCUAUUGUAACAACUAUGGUGCUGAUUGGUCUGGCUUUGUACCAAUGACUUCUGAACAAGCUUCUUGGGGUCCUUUAAAGACAAGAGAUGCUAAUCUGCCCUUGUCGCCUAUGGACUCAAAAACCUCUUGGUCUAAAGUUGUCAAAGGAGAAACCUCAAGUGACUAUCAUCCUAUUCAAGCAAUACAAAGCCCUGAUCUGAGGCCUACCGUACCUAUGGAUACCUGUGCUAGUGUGAGUGAUAAUAGCAGCACAACUAGAUACAUUACAGACUCUAUUUCUUACAUGGCAAACAAUUUACAACUGGAUACUUCUGGCCCUACUCAAACAAACUAUACUGUGGUCAAAGUAACCAAUUUCCCUUGGGAUGUAAAUGCUGCUACGAUCAGACAGGCCUUUGAGAGAAGUGUUUACUUUGAUAUUCCCUCUGAAUUACCCCAAUGUGUUCAUAUCAUGAUGGAUACCAAGUCUGGUAAGACCCUCGGUACUGCCUUUGUCCAAAUCAUCUCCAAAUCCAAGGAUAACCUGAGAAAUGUGCUCAAGAGCUUGUCUUUGGGGCAUGCUCAGUGUCCUCGUCGGGCUCAGUUUUCACCCUCAAGUCAAGAUGAGCUUUGUCGUACACUGUUUCAAAACUGGAAAGGUGAUUUCCACCACGGUGUACCUGUUUUGCCUGUGUCGACUACAGUCCAUGAGAUGAUGACUCAAAAACCUGUUUUCUUUAUCAACCAAAAAGAACUUCAGGCCUUGUUGAAUGUCUGUCGUAACUUUAAGGUGAAUUAUAAUCGACGAUGUUCUGAAAGACCCUUUGAAUACCUGAUUUCUAUCAUUAUGCAUAUGCCAUGGAAUCAUCCUAAGACUGUGACAACAACUCAACGGGAUAUCAUUUAUGAAUGCUAUAAGCUUGCUACAGGUGCCUUGUUUGAACAUAUGUCUAAAGCAAUGCAUUCCUUUGAAGAUGAUAUCUUACUUCGCUUUGUUCGUGCUGGUAUCUUGUGUGAUGGAUUUACUUAUAAGCAAAAAAAUGAUAUUUUACACCAUGCUCAAAUGGAUUGUCCUAAAGACUUGGUAUCCUAUGUUCAAGUACCAGCCAUUUUAAACAACUCUGAAUUUACUACGCUUUUACGCAUGUAA
Messenger RNA from Gilbertella persicaria, 1457 nucleotides. RefSeq lists its product as uncharacterized. The transcript has 8 exons. The record is from RefSeq and is a predicted model, not a curated record. Lineage: Eukaryota; Fungi; Mucoromycota; Mucoromycetes; Mucorales; Choanephoraceae. The coding region runs from base 6 to 1457 and encodes 483 amino acids. Gene Ontology annotation, molecular function: nucleic acid binding.